Molecule: messenger RNA, 2559 nt
Organism: Trichomonas vaginalis G3
Lineage: Eukaryota; Parabasalia; Trichomonadida; Trichomonadidae
Product: plastid DNA replication
Exons: 1
Coding region: 1-2559 (852 amino acids)
Molecular function (GO): nucleic acid binding; ATP binding
Source: RefSeq, a predicted model, not a curated record
AUGUUUGAGCCCGUCCGCUUCCGGGCUCCCAGAGAUAUGAUGAUUCCACAGAUCAGAAAUCCAGAAGCAGAUGCAUUGGGCAUCAUUCACGGCAAAAAACGCUCAAAUUCGAAGAAAAAGAAAAAAAUCAUCAAACAGUCAACGAUUGAUCAACCAGAUAUGUUAGAUAUGGAUCAAACUAUGACAGAUCUAUCGAUUCCUCCAUUUUUACAGCAUGCUUACGUUAAUGGUUUGCCUCCACCGAAAAUCGUCAAACUUAGGCAAUGGCAGAGAGAUCUAAUCUCAUCUCCUGAAUGGAAAUGUGGUAAAAAUGGAAUUAUCCUUGUCCCAACAUCAGGAGGAAAGACUGUUGCAGCAGAUAUCGCGAUAGCCCAAAUGUUGGAGCGAGAUCCAGACGGCAAAGCAUUAUAUGCAUUACCAUUCGUCUCCCUAGCUUCCGAGAAGACUACAGAGUUCAAAGCAAGGUUCUUUAAGCACUCAGUUCGCCCUUUUUAUCAAAAUAUAGGGGGAGCCGAUUUUAGAAGGGGGUCAAUCGCUGUUUGUACAUUUGAGAAGGCCCACGCUUUACUAAACAGUGCAUUGAGGGAUGGAUACUUCAAGAAGUUCAAGCUCAUCGUGAUUGACGAGAUACAUAUGAUAAAUGAAGAACAAAGAGGAGCAGUGAUCGAAUCUUUGAUAGAAAAGUGCCUUUUACUGAGAGAGAAGCAUAAUAUAAGGAUCAUUGGCCUUACAGCAACACUCAAUGAGUCGGAUGUUGACAAAAUCGCUACAUGGAUCGGUGGAUUUAAAUUCAUAUGCGAAUCUCGACCGUCAAGGAUCAAACAUUACUUCAAAAGUACCAAUGGAACACUCUACGUAGCCGAUAAUGGCGAAGCAAAAAAGAUUUCGACGAUGAAAUCAUUAAAUGAUGAUAAAAAACACAUUUUAUCAGUAAUCAGAUCAGUAUUACGCAACAAAAAGAACUCCACGGUUCUUGUUUUCGUUAACAAUCGCAAGCAGACCGUUUCUGUUGCAGAAUACAUCGCUUCCCACAUAUAUGAUGAAAAUCCGAAUUUACCGAGCGUUGUUUUACCAGACGAGUACUUAUUAAGUGAUCGCAAGCAACUUAUACAGAAGCUUUCCAAGACAGAUACAGGCCUAGAUGAAUCCCUGGCGAGAUGUGUGAUGAAUGGCGUCGGAUUUCAUCACGCGGGCAUGUUAUUAGAGGAAAGAAAGAUUGUAGAAGAGGCCGCAAAGAACUGUACCAUAUCAGUCAUCGUUGCAACUACUACUCUUUCCGCUGGAAUUAAUAUCAGAUCUGUAACUCGCGUUGUUAUAUACGAAGCUUACAGAUAUAUACAUGGUAUUGGCCAGCGAUUGAUACCUAACUCGUUGUACACGCAAAUGGCCGGCAGAGCUGGAAGAGACGAGUCAAUAGGAGGAGAUGUAGUUGUUUUAGGAAUGAACGAUAAGGAAAGUGAACUGACCGAUUUUUCACAACUCUGUAGCCAACGCUUGGAGGACAUAAAUCCUCAUUUACUGGAAAAUGAUUUAUUUGACCGUUUUCUGUUGCAAUGCUUCUCAACAGGACUUCUCAAAGCUGGUCUAGAAGGUGCGAUCGAGUUUAUCAAGAACUCUUUCGAAGCUUUGUCGAACAAAAAUUUAGAUUUUGAAAAUAUCGCAAAGAAUUCACUCGAAAGACUCAGAAACAGAUCAUUACUUGAUAAAGACUACAAAGUUACACCUGUUGGCCGCGCAAUUGCUGAAUCUGCCAUGAGUAUUGAAGAAGGUAUCGAAUUACAAGGAAUUAUCAAGAACGUAGAGACCGGAUUAAGCCUUGAAGAUGAUGUUCACAUGCUAUACCUUUGUAUUCCUCCUUCCGCAAUAGCAAACGAGCGAACUCCAGAUUAUGAUUCAGAUGUCUGGGAAAACAUCAUUUCCAAGCAUGAAACAGUCACAAAACUCGUAAGUGGCAUCUCAAUCAUUAACUUCCAGAAGCAUUUCAUUGAAACAAAGCACUUAGGAGGCAAAAACAAAGACGAAAAACACAAAAAGAUCGAUCACGAAUUAGACAGGUUCUAUUUCGCAUGUUUAUUGGGAGAAAUGAUCGACGAGCGACCACUUAGUGAAGUGACCAGAAGAUUUUCGAUAUCGAGAGGUGCUGCACAAAGUUUACAGAUGACAUGUGCGAAUUUUGCAGGCCAAACUGCGAAAUUCUGCGAGAAAGUUGGUUGCCCACUCUUGGGAACAGCUUUGAACGCAUUUAGAAAGAGAUUGGACUUCGGAGUUCAAUCUGAUAUUUUGCCUUUGUUAAGGUUACCGAGUUGUACCAAAUCUACAGCAAGGAAGUUGAUACAAAAGGGUAUUUCAUCACCUUCCGAAGUUGCUGAAGCUUCUACUGAAAGAUUGGCAACAAUUAUUUCAAAUGGCAAAACUGUUGAGGAUUCAGAUAUAACUAAAGCGAAGAGGUUGAAAGAUGAAGCUGCACAAGUGGCAAAAAGUCUCGCUUUUCUAGAUACUUUGGAAGAUUUCGCUGUCCAAAAUACUUUGGUUCAAGAAGCAGGUAUAGAAGUACUUUAA